CGAGUUUCAGAUAAAAACAUCCUGCAUAUAACGGUCGCUUCGGUUGACAGACUGCGGCAGUACAGGGGAGGCGCGUUCAUAUAAUCGUGCUGUCCGAGGAACACAAAUUCUGAAAUACACCAAAAUAAACCAUGGCUGAGGGCGAUAAUAAAAGUGCAAAUCUGUUGGCUCAAGAAACGAGUCAGCUGGAAGAGCAGCUUCAAGGAUGGGGAGAGGUCAUCCUGGCUGGAGAUCAGGUCCUGCGCUGGGAGAAGCCGUGGUACCCAGCAGCAUUAGUGGGCGCCACCACAAUCCUGUUCAUGCUAAUCUACUUCUUGGACCCCUCUGUGCUUACUGGUCUGUCCUGUGCUGUCAUGAUCCUGUGCCUGGCUGAUUACCUGGUGCCAACUCUUGCUCCCCGGGUUUUUGGUUCUAACAAAUGGUGAGUGAAGGGACAAUAGCAAGUCCUGCUUUC
Sinocyclocheilus grahami is the source of this 454-nucleotide messenger RNA. Its product is annotated as ADP-ribosylation factor-like protein 6-interacting protein 1. NCBI's taxonomy places the organism in Eukaryota, Metazoa, Chordata, Actinopteri, Cypriniformes, Cyprinidae. The coding region runs from base 132 to 425 and encodes 97 amino acids. Gene Ontology annotation, cellular component: Sec61 translocon complex; membrane. The record is from RefSeq and is a predicted model, not a curated record. Gene Ontology annotation, biological process: cotranslational protein targeting to membrane. The transcript has 3 exons.